AUGGAAUUGCCAAACUUGGGUCAGCAUUGUUCACAUAAGGACUGUAAGCAGUUAGAUUUUUUACCACUACAGUGUAAAUGUGGGAAACUGUUUUGUUCAAUACAUUUAAACAUACAUGUUGAAGUCUGUGAGAGUUGCAUCACUUUGCAGGCAGAACCACAAAAAAUCAGUAAUGUUUACACAUGUGCCCAUGUUGGGUGCAAUGAUACCUCUCUUAUUGAAAUGCUUUGUCAAAAAUGUCAUACACAUUUUUGUGUAAAACAUCGCCACCUCACACAGUGUCAUGAGAAAAGUGCAGAAACUAUUGCCCAAGAAAAAGAAAAAAUAGCUGCCCCAAUUAGACAGUUUAAUGAAGCUAAACUUGUGGUAGAUAAGCAAGUGGAACAGAAUUUGUUGGAAGCAAAAAAAAAGGCAAAAAAGAGCAAUUUAGCUAAUAAAGUGCAACUGAUGAAAAUUAAAAAUAAAGCUAAAGGUCUCAAUACAAUACCUACUACUGAUAGAUUGUAUUUCAGUGUUAGUUAUCUUGGCCAUCAACAAGAUGUUCCGUUAUUUGUGUCAAAACUAUGGAGUGUAGGUCGUGCUAUUGAUGCCAUUGCCAAUGAAUUGAAAUUACAAAAUGACAAUAAUAAAAGCUCUUGUAAGAAAUUAAGAUUAUUUAAAAAAGAAAGUGGUGCAAUUGUCACAGUAAAUGUUGCAGAAAUCCUUGAUGAACUUAUUGCUAAGAGUGUAAUUAUAGAUGGAGAAAAUUUAGUUAUAGAAUAUGUAAAUGAUAAUUGUCAGUUUCUGUCAGGUGAUGAUUAAAUGCAUAUUAUGUUGAAACUUA
Zophobas morio is the source of this 823-nucleotide messenger RNA. RefSeq names its product AN1-type zinc finger protein 1-like. The coding region runs from base 1 to 801 and encodes 266 amino acids. Gene Ontology annotation, cellular component: cytoplasm. NCBI's taxonomy places the organism in Eukaryota, Metazoa, Arthropoda, Insecta, Coleoptera, Tenebrionidae. The transcript has a single exon. The record is from RefSeq and is a predicted model, not a curated record.